Cyclopterus lumpus (lumpfish) is the source of this 3858-nucleotide messenger RNA. It is a transcript of the gene vwa10.2, whose product is annotated as von Willebrand factor A domain containing 10, tandem duplicate 2. The transcript is spliced from 18 exons. Lineage: Eukaryota; Metazoa; Chordata; Actinopteri; Perciformes; Cyclopteridae. The record is from RefSeq and is a predicted model, not a curated record. The coding region runs from base 406 to 3351 and encodes 981 amino acids.
ACAGGCACACACAUGCAGAAAAAAUGUGUGGGAGUUCUAUUCCUCAGCUCAGUCACUGACGACUCAACUAUAAGAGGGAAGAAUGAGGGCGCAAACUCACUGUCUCUCAGCACACACACUCACUCAAAAAAUCCAGAGAACACAGUAAACGCAUAGGUCUAACAGCUUGCACGAUAUUAUCUGAGUGUAAACAGGUAAUGCUGACAAAGGACGACUGAAGCGUGCCAACGUCUGAAUAACGCUGGACUGCUAAAAACGCAGAGUGGACACGGGUGGUUUCCCUUGCCUCAGUACACCUUGUUCACCGCCAGUCACCACCUAUUUGUUUUGGGCAAAGAGGUGAAGCAAAGAAAACAGGUAGAGGAGUUGGGACCGUUGAGAAGGUUUAGAGAAAGUACAUUUCAGAUGUCUUUCUCUCCACCUUCGUUGCCCAUCGUGGCAGUCCAGUUCAUGGUGGUCAUCUCCCUGCCAGCCCUCAUUCACAGCUUCCAACCACUCUUCUCAUUUGAUGGGAAUGUCACCACUCACCGUGACAUCACACAAAGGGCGGUCCUCAGAAAGACGGCUGAGGUCUGCAGAGAUAUUGCUGCCUCUGAGGGACGGGACUUCAGCCUGACCAUUGAUGACAGCCUGUCCACUGACAUGGUCCAAAAGGCCUGUUCCUCUACAGGCAACUCUCCCACCUCUCUCCUCUCGACUGUCAUGUUCACGACGUCCAUCGCCAAUAUGUACUUAAGCAACGCAAAAGUGGAUGUGACUUUUGCACUGAGUAAGGAGCACCAUUUUGAUGAUGAGACCUUCCAGGGAGGACGGGAUGUCAUAACAGCAGGUGUGUUUGCCGUGAAGGCCAGUGUGAAGCUGGAGAACUUUGUCGCAGGCAGGUGGACACUUGGAAGCGUCUGUCAUACCCUACAGGACUUCUACAGCCACAGUAACUGGGUGGAGCUGGGGAACAAUGCUCCAUACAGCGCUCUGAUCAAACCAGACCAACCUCUUCAGAACUUGGCAGGCCCAACUACACCAACAUGUAGAAACUGUACCGGAGGAAACUGUGAGAACAACCUCCUGCCUGACCUGCUGCAGCAGGGGCUUCUCACCUCGGGGUACUUCAACGUCUUCUCCUCAGAGAAACCUGCAGGUAAAUGCAGCCACGGUGGAUCGUUUGAUCAGACGAGCACUCAUGACCCAGUGGGAGGCAUUAAUAAGGAUGAUGUUGGGUCCAGUCAUGGCUCACUUCACCACAAAGCAGCAGAUUUGGCUGUGAAAGCCACCAUGGAGCUACUGGAGGACAUCAGACAAGCUGUCGGAGACAUAAACUUCCUGCGAUUGAUGGGCCUCUCCCAGUCCUCUGUGCUGUGUUUUGUCAUUGACACCACAGGCAGUAUGAGCGAUGACAUCGCAGAGGCUAAGAGAGUUUCCUUUGACAUCAUUGACAGUAAGAGGGGAACCCAGCAGGAGCCCUCUGCCUACAUAUUGGUACCAUUCAAUGACCCAGGUUUUGGACCUCUGAUUAUGACAACCAAUGCAGACAUCUUCAAAGACAACAUCAACAAGCUGUCUGCAAGUGGAGGAGGAGACAUCCCGGAGCUGUGCUUGUCUGGACUGCAGCUUGCCUUGACCGCAGCUCCACCCUCCUCUGAGAUUUUUGUCUUCACUGAUGCUCCAGCUAAAGAUGCUUACCUAAAAAGCACCAUCACAGCCCUUAUAGAGAGCACCAAGUCUGUGGUUACUUUCAUGUUGACAGACGUCAAAGCUAGUCGACGGCGCCGCAGAAAUCUUGAGGAUGUGAGUUCACGUUCAAUGAGCCAAUCAGAUGCACAGCUGUACCGUGACCUAGCCCAAGCCUCUGGAGGUCAGGCCAUUGAGGUCACCAAGUCAGACCUCUCUGUGGCUACAAGUGUAAUAAAGGAUUCAUCGGCCAGUGCUGUGGUGACAGUUUUUCAGGUCGUGAGGAAUCCAGGGCGGCCGGAUAAUUUUACGUUUACUGUUGAUGGCUCCCUAAGGAACAUGACUGCCUACAUCACAGGAACAUCAUCUCUCACUUUUGAUCUCACCAGCUCAACAGGUGUAUCUCAGAGUUCCAGUCAGCCCAGUGGUCCACUGGCAUCUUUCACCACAGCAGGAAACCUACGUCGUUUAAGCCUCAACACUGACAAUCAAACCGGGUCAUGGGAAAUUAGAGUAAACUCUAAUAACCCCUAUUCUAUUAAGGUCACAGGUCAAAGCUCAGUGAACUUCAUUUUUUAUCUUGUGGAAGCUCAUGAGGGAGCCCACGGGGACUUCAGUCUCAAGGAGGGACGUCCUUUUUCAGGUGGUAAUGCCAGCCUCUUGGUCUCUGUGACAGGGAGUGACACAGUAAAGGUCACAGAGGUCACUCUGUUUGACAGCUCAGGGCCAACAGAGGUCAACGGAUCACUGAAGUCGGUGGGAAGUGGUAACUUCCUGGUGACAUUCAGUGGAGUCCCGGCAGGCGACUUUGUGGUUCGCCUAAGAGGAGAGGACAGCGGUUCCACCUCCAGGUCAACACCGAGCAGCUUCCAGAGACAAGCCUCUACACAGAUCAGGACAUCCAGCAUCUCUGUUACAACCCAAGCCAACAACACCAACAUUGAACCAGGCUCCACCAUCUCCGUCCCUUUCACAGUCACCACAACCACCAAUGGAGUUGUUAAUGACUCUGCAACCGGGACGUUCACAGUUCGAGCAAACAAUGACCGCAGCUAUACUUCAUCUUCGCCCAGCACCAUUACCAUAGCGGCUGGCAAUGGAGGCAAAGCCAACGGCACCGUCACCUUAACAGCACCAGCCAGUGCUGCAUCAGGAACAGACGUGACCCUUACCAUUGAGGCAGAAAAUACAGCUGACAACGACAUCAACUACACUGUCCUAAGGUUGUCUGUUGUUGGCAAGGUGACAGAUAUGACCCGCCCAGUGUGCCAGGUAGUUAGUUCAUCAACCAUUUGUCCAUCCUCUUCAUCGCUCUGUACUUCCUCCCAGUGGAAAUUCAUCGCUAAUCUCACCGAUGGCAUCAAUGGAACUGGCAUUGAGAGCGUCACCAUCCGCCAAGGGAAUGGUACCCUUAAUACCAGCACAGUGGCUGGAGCAGGGGGUGAGAACAUGACAGUGGUUACCUACAUCGCCUCCUGCUGUUCACAGAAUGUAGAGCUGGCUGCUGUGGACAAAGUAGGUAAUGUGGGGACAUGUGUGGUACAGGCCAGAGAAUCUGCCACGACUGCCCCUGUUACUACAGCUGCACUGAACACAACAUCCACUGGAGGGCACACACAGAGCACGCCACACUAUCUCUGGAUCAGUGUUGUGGUUUCUCUCCUUUGGAAGCAAACGGUAUAAAUAGAAAUUACACUGUAAAUGUGGAAUUAUGGCACAUGAAUUAAGUCUUUUAUAGCUUUAAGUUUAAAUUAUUUAAAGAAAACAUAUUUCCUUCUAUUUGAAUAAUGGAAUUGGUAGUGAUCUUGCGUUAAAAACAAAGAAAAAUUAAAUAACUUUGCUUUCCUGAACAAAUGGAACAGUUACUUAAACAAUGUGAUGAUAUUCUUUAUGGUGUGUAGAUUGGCUGCAGCCAUUAUAGCCGAGUGAUGUUAAUGUAGAAUCUGCUAUUUCAGAAAUGGUCUUUAUGGUUUCUGGGGUUUCAGUAGAUAGUCACAUAAUUUGAGUGUUUGUUGAUGAUGGUGGUGAUCAAUAAACUUCCCUACAGAACUUUUAGUUUCGACACUGUUAGAAACCAUUUGUAUAUGAAGUCCAGAAUAUUACAAAUAAUACUUUUUAUGAUUCUUUUUUUGGUGUAUCUUCAGUACUUUCUCUGCCCUGUUCACUUCAAUUAAAAGGACCUGAAAACCA